This is a messenger RNA of Ochotona curzoniae (black-lipped pika), 656 nucleotides long. RefSeq names its product mitochondrial ribosomal protein L34 (gene MRPL34). Gene Ontology annotation, biological process: translation. The transcript is spliced from 2 exons. Lineage: Eukaryota; Metazoa; Chordata; Mammalia; Lagomorpha; Ochotonidae. Gene Ontology annotation, molecular function: structural constituent of ribosome. Gene Ontology annotation, cellular component: ribosome; mitochondrial large ribosomal subunit. The record is from RefSeq and is a predicted model, not a curated record. The coding region runs from base 22 to 285 and encodes 87 amino acids.
UGGCGGCGUGAGCGGCGGGACAUGUCUCUCUGGGUGGGCUCCCUCCUCGGCCGCGGCGCCGGUUCGGCCGCCCUGCUGGCUGGCAGGUGCCUCCUGCAGCCUGGGCCGAGCGGCGGCCUCCUGGGCGCGCUGUCCACCCGCGGUAAGGCCCGCGGCAACGAGUACCAGCCCAGCAACCUGAAACGCAAGCACAAGCACGGCUGGGUCCGGCGCCUGAGCACGCCGGCCGGGGUGCAGGUGCUGCUGCGCCGGAUGCUCAAGGGCCGCAAGUCGCUGAGCCACUGAGGGCCAGCCGGCGCGAGGACCCCCGAGCCGGCCUGCAGCCUGCGGGGACCCCCGAGCCGGCCUGCAGCCUGCGGGGACCCCCGAGCCCACCUGCAGCCCACGAGGACCCCCGAGCCGGCCUGCAGCCUGCGGGGACCCCUGGAGCCCACCUGCAGCCCACGAGGACCCCCGAGCCGGCCUGCAGCCUGCGGGGACCCCCGAGCCCACCUGCAGCCCACGAGGACCCCCGAGCCCACCUGCAGCCCACAGGGACCCUCGAGCCCGCCCUGCAGCCCACAGAGACCCCUGAGCCCACCUGCAGCCUGCGGGGACCCCCGAGCCCGCCUGCAGCCCGUGGGGACCCCCGAGCCCACCUGCAGCCCACGAGGACC